AUGAAUGCACCAGUUUGAAACAUGAAUGUCAUGAUGAUGCUACUUGUACAGACACAAGUGGUUCAUACACGUGUAAAUGUAAUUCUGGUUAUGAUGGAAGUGGUACGACCUGCAAUAAUGUUAAUGAAUGCACCGGUUUGAAACAUGAGUGUCAUGAUGAUGCUACUUGUACAGACACAAGUGGUUCAUACACGUGUAAAUGUAAUUCUGGUUAUGAUGGAAGUGGUACGACCUGCAAUAAUGUUAAUGAAUGCACCGGUUUGAAACAUGAGUGUCAUGAUGAUGCUACUUGUACAGACACAAGUGGUUCAUACACGUGUAAAUGUAAUUCUGGUUAUGAGGGAAGUGGUACGACCUGCAAUAACACCGAUGAAUGCAUGGCCGGCAGCUAUCCGUGUGAUGGCAAUGCUACAUGUGUGGACACUGUAGGUGCGCACACAUGCACCUGUAACACUGGCUACACAGGCAAUGGAACACAGUGCUUCGACGCUGACGAAUGUAGCACCGGAGAAUCAAAGUGCGAUGACAGUGCAACAUGCACAAACUCUGCUGGCUCAUUCACUUGUGAAUGUAACGAUGGAUUUCAGGGAAACGGCACACUCUGCACCAGAAAAGGCGCAGGCUCCAACACUUUCACCAUGGUGAUAGCUGUUUCUGCCAGCCUCCUGUGUAUUGGCUGUGCAAUCGUAGGCAUUCUUGUUGUCAUUCGCCGACACCAGAGUUUAGGGAGUUUCGUCAUCAAAACCGGCGAUCUAGCUAUGACUGAAAGGAAAGAUCGGCCAUCGCAGAGCGCGACAAAAUUGCUAAACAAAGGUCCUGCUGGAACACCCUUUGAGGGAAGUACUGACAAGUACUACAAUGCAUACAAGGAACGGCACAAUCCUGAGGCGAGUACGCUUGUGAAACAAGCAUCAAUGGCAAUUUCAGUUGUUGACGUGGACUAUUACGAUGAUGUUCCAGAGAGCAUUGCAAUUAUGUUGCGCUCACCGGCUGCAAAGUCAGAUCGCCGACACAUCUUGUCAGAUGAUCAGGUUUCCCGGGGGACAGCGGCAUUGUCCAAUGUCAACGACGGGGAGGUCUACGAAGAGAGUUUAGUAAUACAGGAUUGCUUGCACGACAAUAUGGCGUCCAGUUUGGUCACCUCCAAACAGUGUGACCAAGAGUCUAAUCAGGAAGCUCAACUCCUUGGCUUCACAUUGGAUAGUGAAACUGUCUCUGUUGACCUCACCUGUGUUGAAGUAUAUUCAAACAUCGCAUCUCUAAGGACAUCAAAUUGUCGCUCACAACCAGGAACAAAUGACCACAUUGCUGACAAGCAUGCUUCUGGCUUAGGGCAAGGUAAAGAAACCUCUCUGAGUUUACUGCAAGGGAGAGGAAUUGAGCAAUGUGGUAACCAAGCGCCUGCUGGAUCUACAGCAACUACUCACGAAGCUAGAGUGAAUGACGGAUUCAGCAUUGCCAGUUGCACCACUGCCAGCAGCAUGAGCCAUUCCACCGCAGGAAGUGACCGCCAUGCUCCUUUGGACACUGCAGAGGAUGUUUAUGACGUUGUCGAAAGUGGUAGUAACACCUUAUUGGCCACUUCCACUGGCACCGGCCAGUCCAACGCAUCCAACGCCAGUCGCGAUUUAACAGAAAUUGACAAGCUCAAAUAUGACAAGGGAUUAGAUGGCCGCAAUAGCUAUGCGAAAACAAACAAGAUCAAGAGCGGCUUUAUUGCACGACAGAUCGGCACUGCUGCUGGACACAAGGUAGCCAACAAAACAGUAACUGCAACACAAUCUGAUGACGAGCGUUACGAGAUAUCCAGUGCUAUAAAGGAGGAGGUCUAUGAUGAUCUACCUGGUGAAAAUAUUCAACCAACAAAACCAAUUGCAAAUAACCCUCACCACACUGCCAACGAUAGUGAGGAUAUCUAUUCAGAUCUCCCUGAACAACCAUUCCAGACAACAAACUCAAUGUCAAACAUGCCUGGCCCUCAGCACAUUAUCAAUGACAGCGAAGCUAUCUAUUCUGAUCUUCCCGAAGAACUUUUCCAAUCAGCAAACCCCAUUGAGGAUAAAGACAUAUAUUCCGAUCUUCCGGAUAUUAAAACUGGCCCCCAUCACAGCACCGAUGAGAUAGAAGAUCUUUAUGGCGCCAUUGAGUAGCCACAGAGCAGGCUGAGUCGUCGCCUGAGCCUGUGUUGAAUAAUAGCGCAGCCUCUAGGCAAUUACCGGUGCGUUUUUUUUCUAGCAAGCUUCUCUCUGUAUCUCAACUUCUCGACUGAUAUUUAUUCCACUUGAUGUGUAAGUUGUUCACCUUGAAGUCUCUCUUCUGCACUUGCAAUCUCUCUGCAUUGUCUAGCUCUCAUUAGGGAUGAGGCUUUCAGUGUAAAUACUAUUUGUAUUAUUAAAAUUUAGGAGCGUUGGAACCAGUCCGGUAGGUGCGGAAAUUUAAAUCUGAAAACCAAUCGUACGCCCUUUGCACGCCUAAAAACAUUAUGGGUCAGCCUAUGCCUGCAGAGGACAAUGUAAUACUUUGCCGAAUCUCAGCGCAACCGUCAUCUUCAACUCCAUCUACACGUCUCGGCUGGUAUUUUAUUCCACUGGCUGUAUCAAUUGUUCACCUUGAAGUCUCUCUCGUACACUUACAAUCUCUCUGAAUUAUCUAGCUAGUUCACAUUAGGGAUGAUGCUUUCAGCAUCAAUAUUUUUUGUAUUAUUUAGGAGCUUUGGAUCCAGUCCGGCAGGUGAGGAAAUCUGCAGCAGUAAUUUCGGAAUUGUAAUGCUCUGCUCAAUCUCAGCGCAACUGUCACUUUCCAUUCCUCUCCUUUGCUCUAUACUAAGUCUUCUUGUCAUUCGUUUAGGUUGAGGUAUUUGGAAGUUCUUAUUAUUUAUGUCACUAUGAGGGGUUCCAUCUCUAGGUAGGAUUCCGAGUGGAGCAACACGGAGCACUAGAAUACUGUCUUAGACAUUCUCAGUAUGUUUUUCAAAGCAUUCAAAGUGUAGCCACCCUCUCUGAGUUUGCCGCUGGUUUGCUUGAUUUCCGCUCCAAUUGUUCACUGCUGCGAAAAUAGUUCUCGCAUCUCAUCCAUAUUAAUUUUGCUUGCUUCCUUCUUUCUUUCCGGUAGUUAGUUCACCACUCUCAUUCAGUUCUACUUGUACAUGACUGUACAUUCUUUUCAUCUGAAUGGACAACUUUGACAAAAUUAAUGUUAAAAUUAAUAAAAGAA
Messenger RNA from Sycon ciliatum, 3213 nucleotides. RefSeq lists its product as uncharacterized. Lineage: Eukaryota; Metazoa; Porifera; Calcarea; Leucosolenida; Sycettidae. The record is from RefSeq and is a predicted model, not a curated record. Gene Ontology annotation, molecular function: calcium ion binding. Bases 378 to 2150 code for a protein of 590 amino acids. The transcript is spliced from 7 exons.